Messenger RNA from Perca fluviatilis (European perch), 3022 nucleotides. RefSeq names its product SprT-like N-terminal domain (gene sprtn). Gene Ontology annotation, cellular component: nucleus. Gene Ontology annotation, biological process: DNA repair. NCBI's taxonomy places the organism in Eukaryota, Metazoa, Chordata, Actinopteri, Perciformes, Percidae. The coding region runs from base 504 to 2417 and encodes 637 amino acids. Gene Ontology annotation, molecular function: polyubiquitin modification-dependent protein binding; metalloendopeptidase activity; single-stranded DNA binding. The record is from RefSeq and is a predicted model, not a curated record. The transcript is spliced from 6 exons.
UUGCCAGUAUUAUUCAAAUCUAAAGCCGGAAAUGUAUUUAAUAAGAGCAUAAUUGAUUACAACGAUUUAAAAGCAAUAGUGGAUCGUACUUUGAUUAUUCAACAUAUAUAUUAAAAAACAAAACAGAAAUGCUUUAUUUGCCACACACCCCUCCUAUAAAAAUGGAUGGCCGCAGUUAUUUUUUCCAGAAAUGUUAUUUUGAAAUCCUUAACGGAUAUACUUUGGUUGCAUUGUGGUGGACUUGACGCAAGUGUUGGCGUUAGCUUUGGACUGACAGUUAGCAGAAGCCUUCGUCCAACAUGAAGAUACAAAUAUUUUAAUGAAAUCAUGACACAAAUUCGAGCAUUUUUACAGGUAGUAUAUUUGCCAGACUGUAUUCUGGCACGGUGACUGUGUCACUUGUUGUUUGAGAGCCCCGUACUUACUACGUUAGCUAGUUAGCUUCAGCAAGCUAAUAUAAACAUUGACAAGCUAACGUAGCUUUUUUUAGUGUUUCAAUUGUAAUGGAUGAGGAUUUUCUGCUCGCAAUUCGGCUUCAGGAGCAGUUUGACAAUGAAUACGAGACAUCAUCAUAUUCGUCAAACAGCUUUGAGGACAAUGGCUUCGGACAAAGCAGUAAGAAACGGAAAGUGGAGGUAGCUAGAGGUGGCAGCGAUGUUGCUCCCUACUGGAAGCCGACUGUCCGGCCCGACAGGCCGCUGUCCAUCGUGGACGCUUCCUGGGAGACGCUGGACCCCAGUCCCGAUGUCAGAGCCAUGUUUCUGGAGUUCAAUGACACAUUCUUCUGGGGGAAACUCAGCGGUGUCGAGGUUAAGUGGAGCCCAAGAAUGACACUGUGUGCUGGUGUGUGUUCUUAUGAGGGCCGAGGUGGUCUGUGUUCAAUCAGACUCAGUGAGCCUCUGCUGAAGCUUAGGCCAAGAAAAGACCUGGUGGAGACUCUCCUCCAUGAAAUGAUUCACGCGCUGCUGUUUGUGACCCAGAACAACAGAGACCGAGACGGUCAUGGCCCUGAGUUCUGCAAACACAUGAACCGGAUCAACAGUGCCAGUGGGACAAAAAUAUCUGUCUACCACAGUUUCCAUGAUGAGGUCGAUGUGUACCGGCAGCACUGGUGGAAAUGCAACGGGCCCUGUCAAAACCGCAAGCCCUAUUUUGGCUUUGUGAAGAGGGCCAUGAACCGGGCUCCAUCUGCUCAGGAUCCCUGGUGGGAGGACCACAAGAGGACAUGUGGAGGGGCCUACACCAAGGUCAAGGAGCCUGAAGGAUACAGCAAAAAAGGCAAGAAGGAUGGUAAAAAAGAUGGGAAGACCUCAGAGAAGAAGGCCUCAGAGAAGAAGGACUCAGGAAAUGGAAAGCCUUCAAGUACAACUACAGGUUCUGGCUCACAGGACAUAAGGAACAUGAUCCCAUUCAGUGGCAAAGGAUUCCUACUCGGGGGCACGUCGCAGUCCUCCGCGUCUUCCUCCCCAUUUCACGCACCAGAAGUGCCUUCCUCUCCAAAGAAACCCUUCACCCCUUCAUCUCCGGCUAAAACUCUCCAUUCUCCUGUUCGCUCAGGCCUUAAUAACAGAGGAAUCUCUAGCGCCUUUCCCUCCGUCAGACCAGCUACCUCCAUGGGCCAGAAGCAACCUACGAAGAGGUCUGUCGGUAACACGAGAGCUUUUGUCAACAUCAACGGCUCGCCAGUGAGAAUCCCCAAACCGCACAGCAGCAGCCGUAGCCAGGAAGCAGAUAAAACCAAGCAGAAGUCCAUUGAAGAGCUCUUCAACAGCUUCAGCAGGGCAGCGAGUCAGUCCUCCACCUCAGACCCAAAAACUAAAAGAGAUUCACGGACAUCACCGAACAGUACGACGAGCGCUGCCUCUGCGUCUUCCGUCUUUCGGAAACAGCAAAAUAACCACCCAGCCUCCUCCUCCUCCUCCUCCUCCUCCUCCUCCUCCUCCUCUCCCAGAACAUCUAUGCCUAGUCCUAGUGAAUCCAGCCAUGCUGUGGUUUCAACAGGAAUCAAAGGAAGCCCUGCUAAACCAACGCUCUCCAAGUAUUUCGGUCAUUCUAACAGUGACGGUACAUCAGGAGCUGCCGGUGGGGGUCCGGUAUCGAGGAAGAGGCCGUGGGACGACAGCAGCAGCUCGUCCACCAUCAUUGACUUCUUCCAGAAGACAUUAGGCAGCGAUUCAGCAGCAUCGAGGGGGUCGGUGAAGACAAAAUCGCCCGCAAUGCAGCAAAGGACUGCAGCUGCCACCGCCUCGUCUUUAUCCUCCUCUUCAUCCUCCCUCCAUUCCUCUGCAGGGCUGAAUAGUUUUACCCCCUCCUCUUCCUCGUCUUCCUCCUCGGCGCUGAUGGUCAGCUGUCCUGCGUGCCAAGCAAAGGUGCAGGAGUCAAAGAUCAAUGAGCAUCUUGAUUCCUGCCUCUCCUGAAUGAGGAGGAGCUGAUUGUAGACCCUGACAGGGAUUUGGAAAUACAACCUAACUUUAAAAAUGUUCAGGGAAAGUUUGCUGUGUUGAGUUUUAGUGAUUUGAUCUGACGUUGGACCAGAUCUCCCUUUUUAAAUUUCUCAAUUUUACUUUUAGAUGUUGGAUUUUAGGGAAAUGACUCCACUUUUGAUUUGAAAAGAAUGGUUGGACACCGUUUUACUACCAGAUUGGAUUGACUACCUUACUGUAAUAAUGACAAUUCUUCUCUCACUAGUGCCUGUCUGACAGUUUGUGCCUGAGUGUAGUAGAGAACAGCAGGGUUUAACAGAUAAUGUAAGUCAUUCACUUUUUAUGCUUAAAUUAAUGAUGUCUUUUUCAUCAGGGCAAAACACUCAAAAAUUCCAGUAAAUCCUGUCUGGUGGCGAGGACGAGUCUGUGUAUCGUACCAGUAACUGAAGCAUUCUUGUUUUAACUUUGUUGAAUAUUUUAAGGAUGACAUUAGAGCUGCAAUGAUUAAUCGAUUAGUUGUCAACUUUUAAAUUAAUCGGCAACUAUUUUGAUAAUCGAUUAGUCGGUUUGAGUAAUUCUUUUAAGACAAAAGUAAAACU